AAGUUUACUUCGGAACAAAGCUCAACAUUUUUAUCCGGCUUGCCGAAACCCGAGUGAUACAGCAGUUUACCGUAAACCGGUUUUUCGCAUAGAGACCGAAACGUAGCGAACAUGUUUGCCCGUCUGAUUGUUUCAGGGAACAGAUCUCGUUUGCUGUGGGUCUCCUGUCGCGCCGCUUCAAUUGGUAGCGGCACCGGUGAAGGCGACAAAGGGGCGACGCUGCAAAAAUCGGCCCCCCAAUACCAACAUCAUCAAUCAGGUGGUGGCGAUGGUUCAAAAGAUACGAUGCUAUCUGCGACAGCCGUCAUCUUUGGGGGAUCGUUGCUGACAUAUUUGAUAACGCACAAGAUAAAAAAUGAUUCUUCUAAAAUCUACGCAAAAGAAAUACCUCUCGAUGAAAUCCGCAAAGCACACGAUACUGUCCGCAAGGAUCUGCCCGAGUACACGAUGGACGAGGUGAUAAAACACAACGCGCCGUCGGCCGGAAUUUGGGUGACGUAUGGAAUCGGUGUGUACGAUAUCACAUCGUUCGUUCCGAAGCACCCCGGUAGCGAUAAGGUCAUGCUGGCCGCCGGUGGCGCAAUUGAUCCUUUCUGGCACGUGUUCCAGCAGCACAACACGAAAGAAGUGCUAACACUGCUGGAAUCGUAUCGCAUCGGGAAUUUGCGGGCGGACGACGUGGUCGGAACGAAGGAUUUGCACAACCCGUGGGCAGCCGAACCGAAACGUCAUCCCAUCCUGAAGCCUGCAACCUUGCAACCAUUCAAUGCCGAACCGCCGGCAUCGAUUCUUGUCGACAGUUUCUUGACCCCGAAUGAAUUUUUCUACGUCCGCAAUCAUCUGCCCGUGCCGGAAGUGGACAUAAAAAGCUACGAACUCGAGCUAGAGAACGAAAAAUCCGGCAAGAGUAAAACGAUCCGUUUCGGAGAUCUCCGCAAGUAUCCCAAGCAUACCGUAACGGCGACGAUAAUGUGUGGAGGUAACCGACGCAGCGAAAUGAUGGAAGUUAAACCAAUCAAAGGACUUCCCUGGGGUCCUUCGGCAGUUGGUAAUGCGCAAUGGACAGGGGCGCGACUUUGCGACGUGCUGCGUGAUAUGGGCGUACGGCAAGGAGACGAAGAGGGACACGUGCAAUUCGAGGGGCUCGAUACGGACCCCACAAGCACACCGUAUGGUGCCUCGAUACCGCUGGCUAAGGCAAUGGACCCUCGUGGUGAUGUUAUUCUAGCGUACGAAAUGAACGGCCAGCCGUUGAACCGUGAUCAUGGCUUUCCGGUGCGCGUCAUCGUACCGGGAGUGGUCGGUUCACGGAACGUUAAGUGGCUCGGCAAGAUAAUUGUGUCACGAGAUGAGAGCAACUCGCACUGGCAGCAGAAUGAUUACAAGUCGUUCAGUCCAAGCACAGACUGGGACACGGUGGAUUUCAAGACUGCUCCAGCGAUUCAAAACAUGCCCAUUACGUCGGCCAUUUGCACUCCAGCCAAUGGUGAAACGUUGACGGUGGACGAUGGUUUCGUUACGGUCAAAGGAUACGCCUGGUCGGGCGGUGGUUCCGCCGUCAUCCGCGUGGAUCUUAGCGCCGAUGGCGGAAAAACGUGGGUUGUAGCUAACUUAGAAGAAACCGAACUAGGUACCGGUCCCGGUCGCCACUGGUCGUGGUCCCUGUGGUCAGCCAAGAUUCCCAUCCAGCCCGGCCAACGUGGACCGAUAGAGAUUUUUUGUAAGGCAGUGGAUUCCAACUAUAACACACAGCCUGAAACUUUUGAAAACAUCUGGAACCUUCGUGGUGUGGUUGGCAAUGCGUACAGUAGAGUGAAGAUUAACUUAAAACCAGCAGCCCGUUAGCACGCACUCAAAAGUUAUAUUGUGAUCAACUUAAGUGUACGGUAUCGAAAUCGAUAAAUAAAAUAUCGUUCCCUUAUUUCAGUUAUUUACACCAAUUUGGUGCCACAAAAUAACUUCGAUGAUCUUUGAAAUAAUCUUUUAAAGCGCAUGGAUGUUGUCGCUAAAUGUGUUUUUGGAAUACGAAAACGUAUCACAAUAUGUCUUAGAAAGUAAGCGAAAAAUUAAGAUCAAAUGUUGCUUUUGUUAAAAUAAAAAUAAUGUUUAU
Molecule: messenger RNA, 2110 nt
Organism: Anopheles coustani
Lineage: Eukaryota; Metazoa; Arthropoda; Insecta; Diptera; Culicidae
Gene: shop
Product: sulfite oxidase, mitochondrial
Exons: 5
Coding region: 112-1845 (577 amino acids)
Cellular component (GO): mitochondrion
Molecular function (GO): oxidoreductase activity; molybdenum ion binding
Source: RefSeq, a predicted model, not a curated record